AUGCUCUACUACAGUGGACACACCCGACGCAUUGGUGAUGUUGAUGAGGGGUCGACGGUCACAGAUUUCUUGCCAGCUGAGCGAGCUAGAGGCAUCACUAUCCAGUCUGCGGCCAUCACAUUCGAAUGGCCUCCGAGGGGUGAUCAACAAGCUGCCCAACUCGCCAAAGACUUUGAUAUAGGAACAGACACGCAGCCACGAUGUCAGUAUCCUCACAACAUCAACUUGAUAGACACUCCAGGCCACGCAGACUUUACCUUCGAAGUUCGACGAUCGCUGAGAAUUCUGGAUGGUGCAAUUUGUAUCCUCGAUGGAGUCGCGGGAGUCGAAGCACAAACGGAGCAGGUGUGGGCCCAGGCAGCAGAAUGGAAGAUUCCGCGGAUAGCCUACAUCAACAAGCUUGAUCGAGAUGGUGCUGCAUUUGGUAGAACCGUGCGUGAGAUCGGCUCGCGACUCAAGGGGUGGCCUGCUGUGUGUCAAAUACCGUGGUUUGAAGGCGGAAAAGGUCAAUUUACAGGCGUUGGCGAUGUGAUCAACCUAGAGGGACUAUUGUACACACCAGGAGAUGACGGAAAGAGUGUUCGACGGAUUCCACUAUCACAGAUGGAACAAGAAUGCCCAGAUUUGGCCACGGAGCUGCAUCGUGCAAGAGUUGCUCUAGUUGAACUUCUAAGUGAACAUGACGAUCAGCUCGUAGAGGCUUUCUUUGAGGCGGAAGAGGAUCAUCUCAAUGUCACACCUGCUCAGCUGCUCCAAAGUCUUCGAAGGUCUCUCCUUGCCGAAGAUUGCAGCAUCAUUCCUGUCUUUGCAGGCGCAAGCUUUCGAAAUAUUGGGGUUCAACCACUAUUGGAUGCAAUCAACAACCUGUUGCCCAGCCCGGCAGAGCGACCAGAUCCUGAGAUCAGUCUCGGAUCCCGCUCUGGUGGCCUUUCACAGUUAAUGAGGGGCGAACUAUCGCUUCGUAACGACGACACGAACAAGGGAAAGAAGAAAGGAACCGUGCCAGGGGUACCUUCCAUUGAGAACACGCUGCAGGGAUGUGCAUUAGCUUUCAAGGUUGUCAACGAUCCACGCAAAGGCGUUCUUGUUUAUAUACGAGUGUACUCCGGCUCGAUCGAUCGCAAUUCCUUGCUGUAUAAUACGAACUUACAGAACUCCGAGCGAGCGUCGACGCUGUUACGCAUGUAUGCAUCAGAGUCUGUACCUGUACAGUCAUUGAAGGCUGGCGAAAUCGGCGUCAUUGCAGGGUCAAAAUUUGCACGAACGGGCGAUACUCUGGUUUCGUACGCCGGCAACAAAGCCACACCCCCAGAACCCUUAAACAAGCUACAGCUUCGACCUAUCAAAGUACCACCACCGGUAUUCUUUGCAUCGAUAGAGCCGAACAGUUUGCGAGAAGAAAAGGACAUGCAUGAAAAGCUUGCUCUGCUUUUGCGAGAAGACCCCAGCCUGCAGAUUACCCAGGAUGAAGAUACUGGUCAGACCCAGAUCAGUGGAAUGGGAGAACUGCACCUUGAAAUUGCCCAAGACAGACUCGUGAACGACCUCAAGGCUCGGGCUAACAUGGGGAAGAUUGCCAUUGGUUACCGGGAAUCAUUGCCCCAGGCUUCGAAGCCAAUCACUAAAUCCUUGGACGGUGAUCGUGCAGCCACAAAGGGGAGAGCAGGAUGCACAGCGAUUGUAGAGCCAAUCUCGGACGCUGAUGAGCCUUGCAAAGGUAAUGAAGACGACGUCUUUAGUUACGAACAAGACGGAAAUCUCAUCGUUAUUGAGACGCCCACGCUGGACAGAAAGGGCCGGCCGAUCAGCUCCGACAAUGUACCACUACCACCACAUCUCAACCUUACUGAGAUGCAGGCAGCAUACGUCAAUGGCGCACUGGCUGCUCUGAGUAGAGGACCCUCAUACUCCUACCCGAUGCGCAACACCAAAGUUACGUUGAGGCUCAUUCCCGCAGAACAUACUUUUGGCUCCGAGACGACGUACUCUUCACUGACCUCUGCAGCUCGACUUGCCACCAUAGCCGCCUUCAAAGACGCGACAAAAUCCAGUCCAAGUUCGCUGAUGGAACCCGUGAUGAAUGUCGACAUCAGUGUUGAUGAAGCCAGUCUGGGCAAUGUCAUCCAAGACAUCUCGUCAAGUCGCGGUGGUCAGAUUGUGUCCCUGGGAGAUCAUGAGGAGGAGAACGCCAGUAGUGAAGGACCUCAGAGAAUCGAUGUCAACAAGAUUUACGCUCCCAAAGACCCAUUUGAGUCUGGAUCAUCGUUGUCGGGCGAACAACACGAUCAUGUUAACAUCCAGAGGACCGUAAAAGCGAAGGUGCCCCUGAAAGAAAUGGUCGGGUACUUGAAGCACCUCAGAAGCAUGACUGGCGGUCGCGGGACUUUUGUCAUGAGUGUAGACCGCUUCGAGAGGAUUACCGGUCCUCGAGAACGAGCACUGAUCGCAGAGUUGCGCGGAGGAGACCUAUGA
This is a messenger RNA of Exophiala spinifera, 2472 nucleotides long. RefSeq lists its product as uncharacterized. The transcript has a single exon. Gene Ontology annotation, biological process: mitochondrial translation; ribosome disassembly. Lineage: Eukaryota; Fungi; Ascomycota; Eurotiomycetes; Chaetothyriales; Herpotrichiellaceae. Gene Ontology annotation, cellular component: mitochondrion. Gene Ontology annotation, molecular function: GTPase activity; GTP binding. The record is from RefSeq and is a predicted model, not a curated record. Bases 1 to 2472 code for a protein of 823 amino acids.